Messenger RNA from Penicillium bovifimosum, 1503 nucleotides. RefSeq lists its product as uncharacterized. NCBI's taxonomy places the organism in Eukaryota, Fungi, Ascomycota, Eurotiomycetes, Eurotiales, Aspergillaceae. Bases 1 to 1503 code for a protein of 500 amino acids. The transcript has a single exon. The record is from RefSeq and is a predicted model, not a curated record.
AUGCCCACGACCAACACCAAUGAAGAUAUGAGCUCGUACAUCUACCCGCUGGUCGCCGUCAGACGCAGGCUCAGCAUGUCCUUCAAUCCAGCCAAAGCCCCAAUCCCAUCAGGCGCCUUGUCACGGAUCAUCUGGCAUCUCCUUCGAAUUUGCCUCUCAUUCUCGCUAUUGCCUGUCGAUAACACCAUCCUUGUGGUCGCAGGGUUCCUAGUUUGUCUCCGCUCAGCAGCCAAUCGCCGCCGAGUGGCACGGACUGUCAGACCUCACCCCAGAACGGUUCUCAUCACAGGUGUAGGCACUGCACACGGCUUAGCUCUAGCGAGGUCUUGGGCUGCAAAAGGGCAUCGUGUGGUUGGGGCGGAUGUUACAGACCUGAAUCUGCCUGUGCGCUCAGGCGGGAGCCUGUCAAAGGCCAUAGUUACAUUUUACCAAAUUUCCAAGGACCACUACGUCUCCCGGCUGCUCGACAUCAUCCAACGGGAGAAGGUGGACCUGUGGAUCCCAUGCUCACCCAAUUCGACCUCCAUUGAAGAUGGAAUGACUCGGCAGGUCAUCGAGAGCCGCACCAGCUGCAAGUGCAUCGCUCUCCAGACUGAGUUGGCAAAUUGCUUCGCCGAUCCGCAUUCUUUCAGGCUUUAUCUGAUCGAACAGGAGCUUCCUGUGCUUGAGUAUCAUACUGUCAGAUCUCGCGACGCAGUGCAUAAGAUCCUACAUCGGUCGCCCACCAAAAGCUACCAGAUUUCUCGGGCGACCCCAUCUGCAACCGACAAGACCCUCCUUCUUCCGAGGCGUACGCUGAGCAACACAUACACGAGCAUCAGCGAAAUACAGAUUACCAAGGAGAGACCCUGGAUUCUGCAGCAACAAGCCCGUCUCGGCGAGGUAUUCGCGGACCUGCUUGUUGUCCGUGGACACGUCCAGGCCAUUAAGGUCCGGCUGUCGGAUUCCCAUCCGUCUACAAGGGGCUCUCGUCUGGACAAGGCUUUGGAUUUUUCUGUCCAUAAGCUCAUGCAGACAUUCGCUGCCAAAGGUGGUGUUUGCUUGACAGGCCAUCUGACUAUCAAACUCAUGGUCGACGAGGAAUUUGACGCACACUCUGUCCGACACACUAUCUACAUUGCCGGUUGCACGUCUGGCGCAGAAACUGUCGAGAAUCUCAUGUACAAUGAGCCGUGUAGUCUUAUCUCUGGCUAUCUCUUCGUUUUCCCUUCGGAUCCAGUUGAGAUAGCCCACACAACACCGACACUGUUACCAGCCCAUUCAAAACCAACAUUCCCCCGAGCUGCCAUCCUUUCGGCUGCUUUGCAAUUUUCAUUGUUCCACUAUUUAUUCACGGCCCUAGAAGUUGCUCGGACAGAGCUAGGGAGGCUCUUCUUCUGGAAUGACCCGCUGUUCUCAGUGGUUGAUCCGGUUCCUUGGUGGUGGCAAGUGCAUGUUUAUCAGCCAUUGCGAGAGAUUUGGGGUCUGGUGAAACAAAUCCGUGAGGCAGGACUGACUAGUUGA